Moneuplotes crassus is the source of this 613-nucleotide messenger RNA. NCBI's taxonomy places the organism in Eukaryota, Ciliophora, Spirotrichea, Euplotida, Euplotidae. The record is from the annotation of a GenBank genome assembly.
AUGAACAUCGAAAACAUAGUCUCGUCUGAAGAGAUAAGACAAAAAAUGUAUCUAUUUAAGCAUGGUACUAUGAGGAAAGAGAGUCCAGAGUACCAAAGAGUUCUCAAAUCUCCACCACUUGAAAAUAGAGAAACCCCAGAUAUCCCAAAUUCCUCUCUAAAGCUCCGAAAGACCACAACUAGCCCUCUAAAAGUCGCUUCGAUGUCUCUUUUCAACCCAAAUAACCCCAAAAACUACACGUUCAAAUAAAUUCCUAGAAUCCCACAAGAUCGACUACUCCAAGUUCAAGGUUGAGUUCGACAAAUAAGGAUAAGAACGUACAGAAUGCUAUAAAGAUUCGACUAAAACGAGGAUUUAAGACUGAUUUUUACUGGAAAUUACAGCGGCUGACUGAGAAUAUAGCGAUUUAUAAGGAAAUUUUUGGGUGUAAAGAGAAGCAAGAGACGCCAGUGAGGGAAAGGGGUAGGGAGGAGAAGGAGGUGGCGAGAGUAGAUCCAGGUAGAGAGUCAAGUGUGGAUUUGGGAUUUUUAGGGGAUUUUGAGGCAUUUGAAACUUGAGUGAUGAGUUUUAGAGCCGAAGAAGAGCAGGUCUAUGAUCCGGAAAGGCACUAGUG